Ogataea philodendri is the source of this 507-nucleotide messenger RNA. RefSeq lists its product as uncharacterized. The transcript has 2 exons. The coding region runs from base 1 to 507 and encodes 168 amino acids. The record is from RefSeq and is a predicted model, not a curated record. Lineage: Eukaryota; Fungi; Ascomycota; Pichiomycetes; Pichiales; Pichiaceae.
AUGUCCAAAUCCGAGGCUAUCAGGAAAGCCUGCGGCGGUAGCAUUACGCAUGAGCUUUGUCUCAUGGCCAGUGAACACCACUAUACCUUGGAUCCAAACGGUGUUUCUCAAACUGGCACCUCUCAACAACAAUUGGUCCGGACUCAAUGGGAUCUCACGUCCGUUCAAAUACAACGUGCCCUCGUACGUGUACAGACUGCUAUUUGGACGUUCACUCAUGAUUUUUCCCUGGCAACGCACCAAUUCUUGAGGUGCCAAAAGACCAGCGGUUUCUUCCUUAGACUGUUUGAUUUUCAGAUUGGUUUCUCCGUCCAGGUUAGCAGUCUCAAUGUAGCACAGUCCUUCUGGCUCCGACGAGCUGAGCAAGAUCAAAUCUGCCGGGAACGGCUGCUCGCUUUUAACUCUCACAAUGUCUCCGACUCUGACAUUAAUCCAUUUCUUGAUCACGUACUCUCCGGUCUGGAUAUCCAGCACCUCGAUCUUGGACCUGUUCAGCUCGUUGUCUGA